This is a messenger RNA of Talpa occidentalis (Iberian mole), 8089 nucleotides long. It is a transcript of the gene CSRNP2, whose product is annotated as cysteine and serine rich nuclear protein 2. The record is from RefSeq and is a predicted model, not a curated record. Gene Ontology annotation, biological process: regulation of transcription by RNA polymerase II. The transcript has 4 exons. Gene Ontology annotation, molecular function: sequence-specific DNA binding; DNA-binding transcription factor activity, RNA polymerase II-specific. Gene Ontology annotation, cellular component: nucleus. Bases 3831 to 5576 code for a protein of 581 amino acids. NCBI's taxonomy places the organism in Eukaryota, Metazoa, Chordata, Mammalia, Eulipotyphla, Talpidae.
UGGUAGUGGAUUCAGACUUUCCUUUUCUUGACUGACUUUCCAUCUUGCAAAUCUCCAAAGCCAGGAAGAUGUGGUUGGUGUGUGCCAGAGUUAUAAAUGACUUAAUAUCCUUGAGAGUUAAUGGUUCCUGCAGCAUCAUGUUCCAGUUCUCUCACAGAGAUCUGAUGCCCUCCAUGCUCUGGUGGUUUAGGCUUGGAAAGCAAAUUCUAACCUUGUGUCAGUGAAAGGAUAAAAAUCAGGGACUGCGGGAUGGAGAGGGGCCUUCUUGAAAGACCUGGUUUAAUCAGGACAUUUUCAUUUGCGCCCUGUAUAGUGAGUUCAUGUGCUGGAAAUCACAAGGACACGUGGAUCUGCAAAAUUCAUAGUAUUUGAGAACCAACUACAGUAUCUCGUAAAGGGAGAAAAAACCCAGGUCACCUUAUUCAGGUUUAUCAUAACACUUAGCAGCAAGCCUGCCUUCCUCUGACCCAGCUACAGAUGGUCAUCCUGAUGAUCUUAACUAGGGACUUAGGUCCCUUGACCUUUCACAGAAGGUUGUGUUUAAGUCAAGUGGAGAGGCUUGUGCCUUGUCUUCUUAUUUCGGACACAUUUAAGAGAGAAGCUUUCAUCACCUAACUUUGCAAAUACAUUCUGCAAUCACAAAUGUUUUUCUGGGCAGUCCCUUUUGCUAGUCUCACCUAUGUUGUUUGUUGUUUUUUGGAGGGAUUGUUAUAGGAAUCCUCCGAGGCCUGAGAGGCCUUCUUGGAUCUGUGCUAGAAUACACGCAUGCUCUAGAUCUGCUUUAUUUGGUGCUAGCCUAACCUAGGUACUGUGGACCUGAAUUAUUGCAUAUACCUUUGGGAACUGUUCACCUCGAAACACUUGAGAAAAGGUGGUAAGGCAUGUAGCCAGGAGGUAUCAGCUGACCUUUCAUUUUACUCGCAUUUAAAUGCUUUUAUAGAGGUUGGCAUUAUUUUCUCUAAAAGCAUUUGCUGUUUGAGUUGGUCAUGUUGACAGUUAACUGUCAGUUAUGACCUGCAUUUCCAGUCUCACCUUGAUUAUUUCAGAAUAGCUUUAAGGCUUGGAUUAUAAGUGCUUCUCUUGAACUUAGGCAUUGAUCCUUGGCCGAUGUACAGUUGAGAGAGGUAGGAAUGACUGAUUUCUAAUUGUGGUUUGAAAGGAGGUUGGUUGAUAAGACGGGAAAUGUGGAACCUAUUUUAGUUGUUGCUGUUGUAAAGAAAGAUCUCUGCAGGCCACUGUGGCAUGGAUGUGUGAUUCAUUCUUGGUGCCUGGUGAACUUCUUUAACAAGUUAAUUUCAUACUGGAGCACUGGGUAAGGACAAGGUUGAAAUUUAAACUUACAUUGGUUGUCAGGGCAUAAUAGAUGGAUUUAUUUUUUUUUAAUAAUGGAGUUAAUGUCAGAGAUGGUGGUGCUAACAGAUCCUGGGGAGGGUGAAGAGAGCUAAGUCGAUGAGCACAUUAUUUGCACAUAGAGCCACAGAUGCAGACUAUUCUCAGGCAUUAUAAGGAAAAUAUUUUUCUCCAAGGUUUCACUUUUUUCCUAUGCUUUCUUUUAUUCUUACCGCCUAUCACUCCCCAGAAGCCAUUAUUUCAAAAGUGGAAGUGGGAAAGAGAAAAAAGGGUGAAGGAGAAUGGAGCAAGCAGCCAGCCAGCCUUGCUGCAUCAGAGUUCACAGAGAGUAACCUGAAGAGAAAUGAUACCCCUGAGGGCAACUUGGGUAAAAGAAUAGAGAAUUUUAAUAAGAAAGAUGAUUUUGGACCAGAGCCAACCUCUUGCAGGGCUUAACGAGAAAUAGUCAGAGGAAACCCACGCCGCCACCGGAAGCAAAGGGACACCUGAGGAGAGACGGGGGAAUACACAUUUCUUUGCUGGUCAUCGUAAAUCCCUGAGUGCUUCCAGGCGGAGGAAAAACCCUUUUCCUAGAGGCAACACUAACUGGAUCUCACUUAAAACUGAAGCUGCACAUAAGCCCUUCUCAUCUGAAAAAGCAGAUUUUUAGUUCAGUGUGAUUUUUCAUGUGAGUGGUAAUUUUUGUAGGCGGAAAGGAGAAGUUAUUCAGUGGUCAGCAUGACCCUGUUAUUUUUUAUCUUACCCACAUAGGUACUGAACUGUAAGUACAUAAGCACUCCCCAGUGAUACAACGGGAUGGGAACUUUGUUAGCUAGUAGGUAUCUUUAAACCCAGCUGAAAUUGUAACUCCUAAGUCCAUGGCUUUCUCCAUUCUUAUCAUGUCCUGGGAAUGUGACCUCUGAUGGUAAGAUCAGUAACCUGAAGAACAGAAUUGAUACUUAGGGCUCAUUUUUAAAUUUAAUUACAAUUCUUAUCAAAUACUUUAUUUACUUCAGCAAUGUGCUUGCCUGAGCUCUGUGAUGGCUGAGGUUUCUUAGGUACAUCUCAUGACUUGAAUGUACACUUUUGAUGAGAUCUGGAGAGAUUAGGAAAUAUCUUCUCGAAAGUACUUAUUAGGUCUGGUUGACUAUGUAGAGCUGAUCCAAGGCAGGCAAAUUGCUAAGAGACACAGUCCAGAAACAGUUCUGAAGCAGGCACUUCUUGACACCCAGUGUAUUCUGGGUGUCUGUGCUGCAGUAAUGCAGCCCUGUCUUUCUGGGCAGUGUUAUUCCUGCUGCAUAAUUAGCAACUAGUGAGAUCACAGUCUGGAGAGAUUCUGGCGAGGCUUCCUAUCAUCACAUGUGGCUCGGCUCUGACAGCGUUUCUGCUGAGCAGAUUCAUAUCCUUGGGGGGCUUCAACCCAAAGACAGAGAAGGAGAAAGAUUUGUAUCUGGGGAAUGGACCAUCUCAGACUUCUUGGUGUGUGACAGCAUGCUGAAAACAUUGUCUGCCAUAUUGAUGUAACCACAGUAGCUUGGCACUUCUUAUGGUUUGUUUUCCCCCUGCUGGUUUCUUUACAGGGGGCACUAAGAUUGUAAAGCUAACUUCUCCUCACACAGAGAAUGUGGAUAGAUAGUUGAGUCCUAUUUUAUGGAACAGUAUGAGAUUGGGAAAGAUUCUGCAUUUUGAAACCAGUGCAGAUUCUAAUCUACACUCCAUUCUUUCAAACCAAAUUUGACCUUUUUAGGAGCCUGGCGAGCCACUUUAUACUUGUGAAGAGCUGGAUAAAAGGUUCUCUGGCCUCCAGUGUACUUUGAAAUUGAGAGCCUAGAGCAGUAUUUUCCAAAGUGUUUCCCGAGGAGGAUCACUUGCCCCCUCAGAUACCCUGGGAGCUGCAGGGUUCCAUAAUCAGGGGUGUGAAACUGCAUACCGCUUUCUGCCACUGUUCACCGUGCUCAUUAGCAUAUUAAAAGCCUCUGAGAGGUCCUCCCAUAGCAGUUUUCUGAACUAUUUUCACACAGCAGUCCUAUUUCCAAGUAAAAGCUAUUAAUAUCCAUGGAACUAGUUUAUUUAAUAGAUACACUUUGGGAAAUGCUAGCUGUAUUUUCACUAGGAAAAAUAAUUAGAUCUAGUCUAGGCUUAGGUACAGGCUAAUUCUGCCUUUGAUCCCCAGUCCAUCCUGCUGGCCCCUUGGAAAGCUUUUCUAUGGGAUCAGGAGAGCAGCUACUGUUCUCCCCGGGCUAAUGAAGCCCAGAGCCCAGCUGGCGUGGAACCAAAGGCCUUCACUCCACGGGGAAAGGUGCUGCUGCUUCUCAGCUCAUUAUUCUAAGAGUCGCUGAUAUUAGCGGGGCAGAGGGGAACCGAAAGUAGGAGAAUGUUGGCUGGAUAAGUAGAGAGGUGACCUCUCCGGAGACCAGACAUCAUGGCUAGCUCAGGCGCUUGCUUCCUCCAUUUGGAGAGUUCUGUGUGUACCGGCUUGGCGAAGGCUGUCUUUGCAAAGGAUGCUGAUUCCUCUUCUCCUCCAGGCAGAAUCCUCAUGCACCUGGCUAGCUGGUGGUGAGCAGGGCCGUCGGAGCCAACUUGGUGGGCUCCCCAAAGGAAUCCCUUUGAAACCAAUGGAUGCGUUCACGGUCUCGGGUCUCAAGAGAAAGUUUGAUGAUGUGGAUGUGGGCUCAUCAGUUUCCAACUCAGACGAUGAGAUCUCUAGCAGUGACAGUGCUGACAGCUGCGACAGCCUCAAUCCUCCGACAACUGCUAGCUUCACACCUACUUCCAUCCUGAAACGGCAGAAGCAGCUCCGGAGGAAGAGUGUACGCUUUGACCAGGUGACGGUGUACUACUUUGCCCGGCGUCAGGGUUUCACCAGUGUGCCCAGCCAGGGUGGCAGCUCUCUGGGCAUGGCCCAGCGCCAUAACUCCGUACGAAGCUACACACUCUGUGAGUUUGCUCAAGAGCAGGAGGUGAACCAUCGGGAGAUUCUUCGUGAGCACCUGAAGGAGGAGAAACUUCAUGCCAAGAAGAUGAAGCUCACCAAGAACGGGACAGUGGAGUCCGUGGAGGCCGAUGGCCUGACGCUGGAUGAUGUUUCAGACGAAGACAUUGAUGUGGAAAAUGUGGAAGUGGAUGAUUACUUCUUCCUGCAGCCUCUGCCCACCAAACGGCGACGGGCCCUGCUGAGGGCUUCUGGGGUGCACCGCAUUGAUGCUGAAGAGAAGCAAGAGCUGCGAGCCAUCCGCCUGUCCCGGGAAGAGUGUGGCUGUGACUGUCGACUGUAUUGUGAUCCAGAAGCAUGUGCCUGUAGCCAGGCGGGGAUUAAAUGCCAGGUGGAUCGCAUGUCCUUUCCAUGUGGCUGCUCCCGGGAUGGCUGUGGGAACAUGGCUGGACGCAUUGAAUUCAACCCCAUCCGGGUCCGGACUCAUUACCUCCACACCAUCAUGAAGCUGGAGCUGGAGAGCAAGCGGCAGGGGAGCCGCCUGCCAGCCCCCGAUGAGGAGCCCUCGCCUGCUGCCAGUUGCAGCCUGUCAGGCGCGCAAGGCUCUGAGACGCAGGACUUCCAGGAGUUCAUUGCUGAGAACGAGACGGCAGUGAUGCACCUGCAGAGUGCAGAGGAACUAGAGCGGCUUAAGGCAGAGGAAGACUCGAGUGGCUCCAGCGCCAGCCUGGACUCCAGCAUCGAAAGCCUUGGGGUGUGCAUCCUGGAGGAGCCCCUGGCCGUUCCAGAAGAGCUGUGCCCAGGCCUUCCAGCCCCCAUUCUCAUCCAGGCCCAGCUGCCCCCGGGCUCCUCUGUCCUCUGUUUUGCCGAGAACUCGGACCACGCAGCCGCCUCAGCAGUGAACAACCCCUCUUACUUGAACAGUGGGCCCCUGGUCUAUUAUCAGGUGGAGCAGAGGCCGGUUUUGGGGGUGAAAGGAGAGUCUAGUACAGAAGAGGUCCCAUCCUCUUUCUCCAAGGAGAAGGAUCUGAAUGUCUUCUCUCUCCCUGUUACCUCACUGGUGGCUUGUAGCCCCACAGACCCAGCUGCCCUCUGUAAAUCAGAGGUGGGGAAAACCUCCACUCUAGAAGCGCUAGUGCCCGAAGAUUGUAACCCUGAGGAGCCUGAGAGUGAAGACUUCUGCCCCUCUUGGACCCCCUCGAACCUCCCCUUCUGCACGGACGGUGAAGAGGGCUGUGUGGCAGAGAAGACGUCGCAGCAGAGUGAGGACCGGCCCUCCGAAGAGUCUUCCCUUGAGCUCCCUCUGGCAGUGUGAAAUGGGGUUGGAGGUUCUGCCUCUUACCCACUCUAUUUAUUCCCUUAUUUUAUCUAACACUAUUUCAGAACGGAACUGUAGAAGCACCUGCUGCUCCCAUGUUAUUUUAUUGGGGUCUUUGGUGUGGGAAAGGAUUGUUUGUACAAGUUAUUUUUAAAAGGGAAACAGAACCAAGGAGACCAGUCCCAACUUGAUCUGGAGAUAGUCUCGGGGCAGAGAAGGCUGCAUAGUGCCGAUCCUGAGCUUUCUGGGCCAUCGGAACAAAGAACUAGAAUCUCAGAGGAGCUGGGUAAUUCAAGCAGUUAUUUUUUAUGUAGGGACCAGAACAGAAUACGUGAGGAGCACAGCCAAACUCCUUUUCUGAGCUCCAGAGGUACACGCUUGCUUUUCUUGGUGGUUAUGCUGAUAGCCCAUGUUGAUGUAUCAGUGCUACAGUGGAGAUGUCACCUGAUCAGAUCUAUAGAGGAGAGGGUAGAAGAGUCUCUGCUGCUGUACAGAACCUCCAGGAUUUAAAAAAUUUUACCUGCUUUCCUUUGGCCACCCUAUCUGGUAAAUAAGACAUGUUUGGUGUUCUCUUCCCCACAAUGGGGAUUCCUGGUCUGUAACUUGAAUUGUUUUUUUCACAUGUUCUAGGUACUAGACAGAAACAUGUCUAUUUGUCUUUUUUUUUUUUUUUCUCCAUUUUCCUUUGAAGAAAAGGAGCUAAAUUGCUGGGAAUGUGUUAUAAAGAGUGCAAGUCAGCUGUGUGUGUCCACACUAGCUGUCAGGCAGCUUUAGGCUCGAGCACACAGAUCCCUCAGAGGCAUAUGUGGAGCAUUAAUCACGUCCAGAAGAGGCAGCAGGGAUAGGCUGUUGCCUGGAAAGAUGACUUAACUUGGGCCAGGCUUGCUUUCUUACCUAGGUCAUUUUUUCCCUCUUCGGGAGAUUUGAGCUUUAAUGGAAUGUAGGAUGUGGCAACCUAAGGUCAACAAUUCGUUUUUGUCUUUUUUUCCCUGUGUCUGUCCUUGUCCUUGGGUAUACCAGAUUCGAGUUUUUAUACUACUCCAGUUUUCUCUCCAAAUUGCAAAUGUUUAUCAGACCAUUUUGCUGAUACGUAAAAUUUGGAAGGCAAACCAAUUCUUAGAUGUUCAACUCCAGGUUCCAAAGAAUUCAGUUUUCUGACUCUUAACCUUGGAGGAUUUUUAGACUGGGACUCAAGUUCAGUUCUUGCCUCUGUAGAGGGCAUGUGGUUCCUGUUUCUCUUAUGUCCAACUCACGUUCCGGCAUCUGCUCCACUUUACACCACUGAAUUCUUUAUUAGUAAAGUUAUCUUUGACUGUUUUGAAAUGGAGGCAGCCAUUUCAAACACUACUCUCUCGUGUUUCACUAUUCCUUCAUUUCUGGCAUGGUUAAUUUAUCAGGAAAGAACAAAGUGAAACACUUUCUUGGGGAUGGGGGAGAUAACUAUUCCUACUUACCUUGCGCAUAAAGCCUUUUCUUGUGGAUGUUAAGACUGUCUUAAAGCAGCCUUCAUGUGUCCCAGCAGUGUUUCACCUCAACAAUUUCUAAACUGAGCCUGGAAGUUCUCGUACUUAACACAGAUAGGUAUUUUAGCCCAUUCUGUCUUUCCUGUUCAUUCCUAUUUUUGCUUGGUUUUUACAUUUGGAGCAGAGUUUUUAAUUAAGGUCCUGAGCUCUCCCCACCCCCUAGCCUCAUAAAUCAAAGUUGAGAGUCUUAAAUACCUGUGUUCCAGAUGCUAUCCCAAACUGAGCUACAGUUCUCCAUCUUAGACCGGUACCCUCAAAUAUAAGACCGAAGCUGAACUGGGAAUUUGACUCUACAGAGAGAAGAAUCUUUCUGAAAGUCUGCUUUGGAAGGGAAGGGUCAGCUCUCUACACUCCCUCCUAGGGCGGCACCAACCUAACCUGGGAGGUAGAUUCCUGCAGGUCAGUAAGAGACAUUAGCCUUUGGGAUCAAACAAAAAAUUUGAAUCUGAUUAUUAAACUCAUUGCCAAGCCCAAGAUGUUUUUCUGAAAACUAGUUUCUUAACCUGAGCCCAGUCAUUCAUUGCCUGCACUUCUGACUCACUGACCCCAAGCUUUAAAAUGCUGAAUAGUAACAUUUAGCAUUAAUUGUCUUGUCAAGCACAGGCCUUUUCUACAACCUAGUCCAUCUCAUUUCUGGUGCUACCUGAGUUGGACAGAACGAUAACUCAUGGUUGCUGGGAAAGCUAGCUUCUGCACACAGAAGCAGAUAGCUUCAGUCCCACUCUAUAGGCCUAGAUAAAAGAAAUGACUUAUACUGCAACUCAUUUUCCAGUCUCCUUUCUCACAUACUGUACACAGGUAGUAUUUUCAAUGUGAAUCCAAAGCUUGUCUGGUUUUCUGAAAACAAUUUUUGUUUUCCUUUUAGGUCCUACAUUGUGAUAAUGCUGUAUUUAAAGAGAAUAUUUAAAUGUAAUAAUAAAGAAAUAUUCAAAGGAGUGGUGUAUUAUACUUUAUAUUGGCAGGUCACAAUCCGGUUACUUGUUAAGA